Cyphellophora attinorum is the source of this 660-nucleotide messenger RNA. RefSeq lists its product as uncharacterized. The record is from RefSeq and is a predicted model, not a curated record. Lineage: Eukaryota; Fungi; Ascomycota; Eurotiomycetes; Chaetothyriales; Cyphellophoraceae. The transcript has a single exon. The coding region runs from base 1 to 660 and encodes 219 amino acids.
AUGGACGAUCGCAUGGACAAAGCCGCUCGGACUCGACAAGCCAACGAGAUGGGCAUCUAUGCUUCGUCAUCUUCUUCUGGAUCACCUGGCAGCUGGGACUCUCCACCCACCGAGGACAACAUGAGUGUACGUGACAGCUCUCCAUUCGGCGAUAUGGCGUUCUUCGGCGUUCCACCCAACAACAAUCUUACAUUGGCCACCGAUACUUCGUCGUUCCCACCGGACAUGUUCACCUUCACACCGCCGGAGAGCCCACAAUUCAGCACAGGCAAUCAUCCCAGUCCAGCACAAGCUUCGCCUGCGAACAGUCAGAUAAUCGAAUUGCACCAGGAACUCAGCCAGGCAUCGCAAAUGAUGGACGAAGGACAUCUUCUGCCUGCUCAGCCAAGACAAGUCAUGGCCAGUCCGAACUUGCACAAUGCAGCUACUGGCCGACCGAACACCCAAUCACUGCCAGCUCUGUCACAGACCAGUUCGAGUCCACCACCCGAGAUGGUUGCUUUCGACUUCGCUGAUAUGCCAAUGACAUCAAAUAUGGUCUCAGCUGGUCUCACUCAACCUGAUAAGCCCGACGACCGCAACGAGUUCGAUGCCUUCUUGGACUAUGGCUACGCUGGCACCGACAUGAUGGGCGACGAGAGCUUUUUCGCGAUGUCUUGA